Messenger RNA from Lepus europaeus (European hare), 960 nucleotides. RefSeq names its product olfactory receptor 51S1. Gene Ontology annotation, cellular component: membrane. The transcript has a single exon. NCBI's taxonomy places the organism in Eukaryota, Metazoa, Chordata, Mammalia, Lagomorpha, Leporidae. The record is from RefSeq and is a predicted model, not a curated record. Gene Ontology annotation, biological process: G protein-coupled receptor signaling pathway. Gene Ontology annotation, molecular function: G protein-coupled receptor activity; olfactory receptor activity. The coding region runs from base 34 to 960 and encodes 308 amino acids.
UCCAUCCAGGAAGCUCCUAAUAACAGCACUCCAAUGGCCCCCACCUUCCUGCUGGUGGGCAUGCCAGGCCUGUCAACUGCACCCUCCUGGUGGACAGCCCCUCUCAUAGCUGUUUACCUUCUCUCUGCCCUGGGAAAUGGUACUAUCCUCUGGAUCAUUGCUCUGGAGCCCACUCUGCACCGUCCCAUGUACUUCUUCCUCUUCCUGCUUGGUGUGUCUGAUGUUGGCUUAGUUACAUCCCUGAUGCCUACCCUAUUGGGGCUUGCACUUGCUGGUGCUCAUGCUGUCCCUGCCUCAGCAUGCCUCCUCCAGAUGUUCUUUGUCCAUGUCUUUUCAGUCAUGGAGUCCUCCAUCUUGCUUGCUAUGGCCUUUGACCGGGCUUUGGCCAUCUGCCUCCCUCUUCGCUACCCAGCACUCCUUACCAGUGGUGUCAUUACCAAGAUUGGCCUGGCCAUUGCUUUCCGAUGCCUGGGCCUCCAUCUGCCUCUGCCAUUCCUCUUAGCCAACAUGCGCUAUUGUCGCCCACAGGUCCUGACCCAUUCUUAUUGUUUACACCCAGAUAUGGCCCGUCUGGCCUGCCCAGGAUCUUGGGGUUCCAUCUACAGUCUCUGUGUGGUCCUGUCAGCCAUGGGAUUAGACCCUUUGCUCAUUUUCUUCUCCUAUGGCCUCAUUGUCAGGGUUUUGCAAGGCGUGGGGUCCAGCACGGACCGCUGGAAGGCAGGUCAAACCUGUGCUGCCCACCUCUCUGCUGUGCUCCUGUUCUACGUCCCUAUGAUCCUCCUGGCGCUCAUCAACCGCCUGAAGCUGCCAAUCCCUCCAUCUGCACAUACUCUUCUCUCCUAUGUCCAUUUCCUACUUCCUCCACUGAUAAACCCCAUUCUCUACAGUGUCAAGAUGAAGGAAAUUAGAGAGAAAAUACUAAAGAGGUUGCAGCCCAGGAAAGUGGGUUGUGCUCAAUGA